Messenger RNA from Ceratotherium simum simum (southern white rhinoceros), 2078 nucleotides. Lineage: Eukaryota; Metazoa; Chordata; Mammalia; Perissodactyla; Rhinocerotidae. The record is from RefSeq and is a predicted model, not a curated record.
UUGGGUCCGAACGUUGCCAGCCGCGGGACCCUGAGCAGACGCGAAGAUUUCAGAAUGACUUCCAUCCUCACUUAUACUUUUAAAAAUCUUCCCAGUACCUCAAAAUGGGCCCUCAGAUUUUCUGUAAGACCUCUGAGCUGUUCCUCCCAGCUACGAGCUGCCCCAGCUGCUCAGACCAAAUCAAAGAAGACCUUAGCCAAACCUAAUGUAAAGAAUGUCGUGGUGGUGGAUGGUGUUCGCAUUCCAUUUUUGCUGUCAGGCACUUUAUAUAAAGACCUGAUGCCACAUGAUUUGGCUAGAGCAGCACUUUUGGGUUUGUUGCAUCGGACCAGUGUCCCAAAGGACGUCGUUGAUUAUAUCAUCUUUGGCACGGUUAUACAGGAAGUGAAAACAAGCAAUGUGGCCAGAGAGGCCGCCCUUGGAGCUGGCUUCUCUGAUAAGACUCCUGCUCACACUGUCACCAUGGCUUGCAUCUCUGCCAACCAAGCCAUGACCACAGGUGUUGGCUUGAUUGCUUCUGGCCAGUAUGAUGUGGUCGUGGCAGGUGGUGUAGAGUUAAUGUCUGACGUCCCUAUUCGUCAUUCAAGGAAAAUGAGGAAAAUGAUGCUUGAUCUCAAUAAGGCCAAGACCCUGGGUCAGAGACUAUCUUUAAUCUCUAAAUUCAGAUUGAAUUUCCUAUCACCUGAGCUCCCUGCAGUGGCUGAGUUCUCCACCAAUGAGACCAUGGGCCACUCUGCAGACCGACUGGCCGCUGCCUUCGCUAUUUCUCGACCAGAACAGGAUGAGUACGCGCUGCGCUCGCACAGCCUGGCCAAGAAGGCACAGGAUGAAGGACUCCUUUCUGAUGUUAUACCCUUCAAAGUACCAGGAAAAGAUACAGUUACCAAAGAUAAUGGCAUUCGUCCUUCCUCCCUGGAGCAGAUGGCCAAACUAAAACCUGCAUUCAUUAAGCCCUAUGGCACAGUGACAGCUGCAAAUUCCUCUUUCUUGACCGACGGUGCGUCUGCAGUGCUGAUUAUGGCAGAGGAGAAAGCUCUGGCCAUGGGUUAUAAGCCGAAGGCAUAUUUGAGGGAUUUUGUGUACGUGUCUCAAGAUCCAAAAGAUCAGCUUUUACUUGGACCAGCAUAUGCUACUCCAAAAGUUCUAGAAAAGGCAGGGUUAACAAUGAAUGAUGUUGAUGCUUUUGAAUUUCAUGAAGCUUUCUCAGGUCAGAUUUUGGCUAAUUUUAAAGCCAUGGAUUCUGAUUGGUUUGCACAAAACUACAUGGGUAGAAAAGCCAAGGUGGGAUUGCCUCCUUUGGAGAAGUUUAACACCUGGGGUGGAUCACUGUCCCUGGGACACCCGUUUGGAGCCACUGGCUGCCGGUUGGUCAUGGCAGCUGCCAACAGAUUACGGAAGGAAGGAGGCCAGUAUGCUUUAGUGGCUGCCUGUGCAGCUGGAGGGCAGGUAUGUCAUAGCAGGUCCACAGGAGCUUCCGGAAAGUCAUUUUCUUUGAAACAAAGCAAGCUCAUCCAAGAAUGUUUGAUUUAGUUUAGUUUGAAACAUUCUUAGAGUGAUAUUUCCGGUGACAGAUAACCAGAAAUAAAGCAGCCCAUUUUGGGGGGGAGAGGAGUACAACUUUGAUUCUGAUAGUACUUUGGAAGGAAGAUGCUAUUUAAAUCCAAGCUAUUGUUUUUCCUAAAAUAAUGUUUACGUUUUUGUUUUUAGAGGUAAUAUAUGCUCAUUAUGGAAAUACAAAAAGUAUAUAGGAAAAAAAUUAGAAUCACCUAUAAUCCCCUUACCAGACACUAUCAUUAUUAAUCUUUUGAUAUAUUUUCUUCUUUAAUAAUAAAAUUUUGUUUAUCUAGUCACCAUGAGACCUUAUUUAUAAAAUCUCUCCAAGAAGAACACUACCUUUCUGGAGAACUGUACUAUACUUUAAUUGGAGAAUUAAUUUAUCUCUGGAUAACUUAUUGCUGUUUAGCUGGGGGAAAUUGUGUUAUUCUAGAUUUUUCCUGUCUGCCUCACUUGCGUUACAGACCCAACUUCCUACCUGCUAUAGCAUUUCACUCUGAUAAUAAAAUCCAAAAGGAAGACUG